Molecule: messenger RNA, 1332 nt
Organism: Argiope bruennichi
Lineage: Eukaryota; Metazoa; Arthropoda; Arachnida; Araneae; Araneidae
Product: histone H1B-like
Exons: 1
Coding region: 115-675 (186 amino acids)
Biological process (GO): negative regulation of DNA recombination; nucleosome assembly; chromosome condensation
Cellular component (GO): nucleus; nucleosome
Molecular function (GO): nucleosomal DNA binding; double-stranded DNA binding; structural constituent of chromatin
Source: RefSeq, a predicted model, not a curated record
UUCUGAUCUCAGCUGUUCUUGAAGCGUGUUCUCUCUGUUGCAUUCAGAUUUCGCACUAUCGUGUUGCCGAAGGUUUUUAUUUGAUUCAAAUUGAAAUUUCAAAUUUUCAUUAAAAUGGCAGAAACCGAAGCAACUCCUGCUCCUGCAACCACCCCUAAGAAGGCAAAGGCAGCGAAGCCGAAAAAGCCCAAAACUACACCAAAUCAUCCAAAGGUAUCCGAGAUGGUCAAUACAGCCAUAUCAACUCUGAAGGAACGUGGCGGAUCAUCUUUGCAAGCGAUUAAGAAAUACAUUGCAUCUCACUACAAAGUUGAUGUUGAUAAGCUGUCACCAUUCAUCAAAAAAUACUUGAAGAAUGCUGUUGCGUCCGGAACAUUGGUGCAAACUAAGGGAAAAGGUGCCUCUGGUUCUUUCCGAAUGACCACUGCAACCAAAGAGAAGUCCAGCAAGCCCAAGGCCGAGAAAGCAGCCAAACCCAAGAAGGUAGCGAAACCUGCAGCCGCUAAAAAGGUAGCAAAGCCGAAAGCUGUAAAGAAGGCCCCCGCAGCCAAAAAGCCUAAGGCUGCCAAGCUUGCCAAAAGUCCCAAGAAGCCCAAGGCUGUUAAGCCCAAAGCUCCCAAACCCAAGAAGGCCAAGACACCAAAGAAGGCAGCACCUAAGAAGGCCAAGAAAUAGACUUUCUUCAUUCGUUCGUGCCCUUCUGUAAAUAUUCCAUUUUUCAUCUUGCAUGCAUCGUUUUAGAUGGAACCUUUUAGUUGAUCUUCAUCCUGGCAUCAUCAGUCAGCUUUGAAUUUUCAUGUAAUAUGACUCAUCUCAUAGUAUCAUCAUGAAAAAUCAUCAAUCAUUUCUCGUGCAUUUGAAGUUCACAUAUCGUUUGCAGUCAUUUGUGUAAGGACAUUAGAACUGUUCUCAAGAAUUCACCCAUGGAACUGUUAAGAUUUUAUUUUUCUGCAAAAUGGUUAAAGUAAGUCACUAAAUUGGUUAAAGAAAUUUAUGUAUAGUAUGCUUAAUAUUUUUCUACGAUCAUGCUAUUAUUUUUAAUGAAUAAUUUAAGAGUUAAAAUUGAAAUGCAAAUAUUUGAUUCAUUGUUAAAAAAAAUUCUAUUGCCAUCAUGUAAAUUCAUCCAGUUUUUAAAAUGAUCAUAGAUUUUUUUUAUUUGAAGAAAUGUUAUUGUUUAUUUAAAGAAUAAUAUGUUGAAAUUUAAUUUGAAAUUGUAUUAUACUCAUUUGCAUCAUCAAAAAUUCCUGAUCUGGAAUUACAUGUUGACCAACCUGCACAAAGCAUUUUAUUGUAAAUGCUCAUAAUUUUUAUAAAUAAAAGAUUCGAAACUUG